Messenger RNA from Dendroctonus ponderosae (mountain pine beetle), 1072 nucleotides. RefSeq names its product CCAAT/enhancer-binding protein gamma (gene Irbp18). NCBI's taxonomy places the organism in Eukaryota, Metazoa, Arthropoda, Insecta, Coleoptera, Curculionidae. Gene Ontology annotation, biological process: regulation of transcription by RNA polymerase II; DNA-templated transcription. Gene Ontology annotation, molecular function: DNA-binding transcription factor activity, RNA polymerase II-specific; RNA polymerase II cis-regulatory region sequence-specific DNA binding. The transcript has 3 exons. The record is from RefSeq and is a predicted model, not a curated record. The coding region runs from base 332 to 676 and encodes 114 amino acids.
ACAAGGAAGUGAGCACAGACUACAUACCAGAGACAAGUACUUGUACUUGUCUCUGUACAUACUAUUGUGAAGUGACACAAAAGACUAGGUUAUGGACCAUCCGCAUAUUUUUUCCCUAAAUUUGCUUUAUUUUAAGUGUACUUUAAAGGAAAAUUAAAAAGGAACGCCAAAAUCCGAUAGACAUAAAGUAUAUAAAUAUAUGAGCAUCUGUAGAAAGAGCAGCGAAUUUUAAUCAAGGUCGGAUUAAAGGAUUGUAUGAUAACACUCCUAUGAAAACUGCUCUUUCUGAUCCAUUGAAUCCAUCAUUGUUUGCUCAAUUAGCAAAAUCGGAAUGCCCAGAAGAGGUCGAGUGAAGAAAGAAGGACCCGAAUCAGGUGAGGAUUCGGAUGAGUAUCGUAAGAGAAGGGACAAAAACAACAUGGCAGUCAAAAGGAGCCGGGUAAAGUCCAAACAAAAGACUCAAGAGACUGUGAAUAGAGUCACUGAGCUAAGGAACGAGAAUUAUGUACUGGAGGAAAAAGUGAAGACUCUCACCAAAGAACUGAGUUUUCUGAAGGAGCUUUUUCUGGCACACGCGUCAAAUAACGCAGAUUCAUCCAAAUUUGAUGGAAUCAAUUUCCAAAAAUUAUUAGAGGAUAAACCGUCUGCAGGAUCAAGUGCGAGUGAUGACAAAUAGAGGCAGGACAUUACACAUAAUAUAUGCUCUCUUCAUAUUACUAAAUGUUUGGUUUUAAAUAGAUAUGUUUUUUACUAACUGACAAACAGUACAUAUUAGUUCAACUCCAAGCUGUAAACAGAUUGUUUACUCUUUAAAUCGCGCUCUGUUGAACUCAAACGUCAGAAAAAAUAACAUUUCAUUUAAGAACUGGUCAAAAUACGAAAUAAUUAGACCAGCUGAAAGAUGCACGACGAUUUGCUUUCAUAGUUAAAGACAUAUUCAAAAGUGUAAUUAGCAGACCUGAAGAAGCCACAAAGAUGGAACUCAAUAUACUAUACCUGUAUUUUAGCAUAGAACAUCAAAGGAUGCAUUUCCGAUAUAUGACUGUUGAAUAUUAAAUGUUAUUACUGUGGA